This is a messenger RNA of Syngnathoides biaculeatus (alligator pipefish), 1629 nucleotides long. RefSeq lists its product as uncharacterized. The coding region runs from base 638 to 1501 and encodes 287 amino acids. The record is from RefSeq and is a predicted model, not a curated record. The transcript is spliced from 3 exons. Lineage: Eukaryota; Metazoa; Chordata; Actinopteri; Syngnathiformes; Syngnathidae.
GGGAAAUAUCUUGCUUCUCCGAAACCAAUCUCACCUCACGUACUGUCCCUUCUUUUCUGAUUUAUAAGCCCCUAAAAUCUGUGAACGUCUUUAAUCCUUUAUGUCGUCUUCAGCUAUACUUAAAAAACAAGCAUCUGUUUUGUAAUGUAGGGAGUGGUUGGAAAAGUGUAAUCCUUGGGUAGAGUGCAGCUCUAUGAUACAUCUACCUUUGUCAUUUCCCACCACUGACUUCUAUUUUUUGUGUCGUAGCCUUUAUCCGGAUGAAUGGAAAUUGCUAAUUGGUGAGGCUCCGUAAUUCGUAGAAGGUGAAAGAAGCGGUACAUGCGCAACAAGGUGGUCAACGUGGGCUCUCCGUUGUUCACAGCCUUCUCACAAAUUUGUACUCUUGUCUAAGAUCGCUGCCACUGCUUCGGUCCGACUGAAUAUGGAGUCAUUAGAGUCAUUAGCUAAGUGGCUGAAUAUGAAUGGACGGGCUCGGCGCUCGUCGGGGCGCCUCAUUAUGCAAGCGCAUUUAAAGAAAGCAACAGGCGGGGGGGCAGGGAUUCAAAUUCCAAGUGGAAAGUUGCUCCCGCGGUGAGCGCCGAGUGGGGUUAUAAAGGAGGCGCCGAGCACGGCCGAUGAGAGCACAAACCCCACCAUGGCCACUGCGCACCGCCAUCCGCGGAUUGCUUUAGUUCUUCUCGCGAUGAUGACCAGCGAGAUCGGAGUCGGGGCCAGUGAAUUUGGAGCACAGUCACCCCGGAGCUCGGCGAGGUCACAGGGAGAGUCUUUUCGUGCGGACCUCCCGAGGCGGUGGAUGCGAGUAGCGGCGGAUGAUCGCCGGGGACGCUGCGCGGAGCUCACAGCGUCCUGGCAGGAAAAUUCACAACAACGCGACCCUCAGGAUCAUUCGACCGUGGUGCGCCUCAGGGUCAGGCCUCUGUCUGCUGGAGUUGCCCGGGGCAGCGUGUUCCCGGAGAAGCCGCUCUUCAGUUUCGUGCGACGGAUCUAUCGGUGCUGUCAAGACGGACUUGACUGCAGGAGCGUCAAAGGAAUCCAGGGCCGUUUGAGGGGUUCGGAUGUCGAGUUGCUUCUCACCAGGGAGAUUUUAUCUUUGAGAAUAAAGCGAGCUGAGCUUCACCUUCAACUGACAAAUCCACAACAGGCGGACAUCCGUCCUGUGCUUCUCUCCAUGGCAAAAAGCAACCUACCCACAAGGUUUCUUUCAAGGUCCCAUGGUAACACAGUGGAGCUGCGAGUGGAUCUGCUGUUCUAUUUCCAAAGUCUACAGGAGGCGGCAGGUGGUCCCGGACUAGGUCGCCUCUUGGUGGACAUGCGCAAGCUCACACUUUCCACACCACAUAAAAAGCUCGCUCGGCUUAAUAUCCAGCCCAAUGGUGGCGAUGUGUGGGGGGGGCUGGGCUUGGCCUUCGGUUGCAGUCAGGCCGGGUUCACCGUCCUCUGUGAAAGCAGCGGCGUUGGCCUCCUGCACUCACCUUUCGUGACUUUGUACUACUUAUGAGAUCCAAACGACUGACAUUGGACUCAACUUCGCUGAGCCGUUCCCUUUCGAACUCUUUAAGUUUACAGUGAUUUGACUUGGAGCCGAGAAAGAAAUCAUGCACUUCCAAAUCAAAUAUAUUAACUUAU